UCGGCACAUCCGCAUGACAUUGAAGUCGAGGGUUUUAGCGCAUGCGGCGUACACCCGGUAGAAGGAAGUACUUUUGCGGUGAUUUUACUUUUUCUGUUUCAUUCUGGGUUUUAUUCAGAGAUAUAUACGUAUUAUCAAGCUGUUCUCUUGACCGACUCUUACAUAUUGGUCACCACACACACAAGCAGCGCCAACAACAUGCUGGCGCUCCACUGUAGCUGCGACCCAUUUGUUUCCAGGGGAGAAUAUUAGAGGCGGACUCGCAAACAUUUGAAACGUGUUUCGCCUCGCCUCACCUGGCUGAGGAAUCUGUAGUAGCAUGCCCUGUUAGCUUUAAUCUACGUGGACGCUACGGGAAUGAGUCCAGGAAAUGUGAUAGGACCUGGGUGUAGCGAGAGAGCUGAAACUCGGGAGGUCUUGUUGCCUGCUGUGUCAUCCACCAGUUGCAGAGCACCAUUCACAGAGGAGAUAUGAAAUUACUAUUUCUAGCCUGCCUCAGCCCCAAAACAGGGAACUAUACCACAGCCGAGAGAAUAAGGUCUCACAUUGAAUCAGCCGGACACACCUGUGAGCUCAGAGAUGUGGCAGAUUUUCAGUCUCCCUCUGACGUGGCACAUCUACUAUCCCAAAAUCCUCCUUUUGAGGCCGCGCUGGCCAUUCAUCUUUUCAAAGCUGGCAGACUUCUCCUGGACAUUCGUUUACCCUUUGGAGUCAUUUUUGGCGGAACAGACAUAAAUGAAGAUGUGAAAGAUGAGCAGAAGCGUGCGGUUAUGGAGCAGGUGCUGCUGAAAGCCAGGUUUGCUGUUGCUUUCACUGAAAAACUAAAAGAAGAAGCAGAAUUUGUUUUGGUGUCACCCAGCAGUAAAAUCUAUGUCCAGCCCCAAGGCAUCCAGACAGAAGUGGCUGAAAAGUUCUGCUGGACUGAAUUCUUGAGGAGCUCAGGUGUGAGGACGGAGUGUGUUGAUGAGCUGUGUGUCUUCCUGUUGGUCUGUGGCCUCAGAAGAGUCAAGGACCCUCUCUAUUUGGCAGAAGUUUUUUCAGAGUGGCAUUCUGAGAACCUUCUCAAUAUAUUGAUCAUAAUCGGGCCGAAGGUUGAUCCUGCACUCACUGCUGAAGUGGAAACAGUUGUUAAGCGGGCCACGGGGGUCUUCUUGGCACAGGAGAGGAGCCAACAGGAGCUGCACGCUGCCAUCAAAAGGUGCUUUGCUGUAGUCAACAGCUCUGUGUCAGAGGGCAUGUCAGCAGCCAUCUUGGAGGCCAUGGAUCUCAGAGUACCUGUGCUGGCCAGGAAUAUUCCAGGAAAUGCUGCUGUGGUGAAGCAUGGCGUCACUGGGCUGCUGUUCUCUUCUCCUCAGGAAUUUGUGCACCAGUCUCAGAGGCUGCUGUCAGAUCACGAGCUGCGAGAGAGAGUGGUAAGAAAUGGAAAACUCUACGUGGAAGAACAUCACAGUGUCAAACUGGAACGGGAAACAUAUCAGAGACUGGUGGACACGCUGCACAAGGCCUAAUUUUCAGCCUCACUGUAUACUUUCUCAGGAACUUCAGCAGCAGGGAAGAUGACAAUACAAACUAGAAAAAAUAAACUAGCAAGAAUGUUUACAGAAGCCUUUAUGUUAAAUAUUUGAUAUAUAUAUAUAUAUAUAUAUAUAUAUAUAUAUAUAUAUAUAUAUAUAUAUAUAUAUAUAUAUAAUCUCCUUUGUACUGAUUUAAGAUUUUAAGUCUUCUAUUUAUUUAAAUAAAACUGUGUUUUAUCAGGACAGCCUCACUGUAAAUUAUGUACCAGUGAACCAAAGAUGUUUUUGAUUGUCAUAAUAUAUAUUAAUAUAUAUGAUGCCUCUGGAACUUCUGGUAAACUGUCAUGGAUAUAAAAAUAUAAAUGUAGAGUAAGUAGACUCUGUGAAACCAUUUUACAUAAAGCGAACAAUAAAAAGAAUUGUAAAUGAAAAAUACAAGAAAAUGUGUUUCUUUUUUUUCUAAUUGGUUAGUGAUCUGAAAAUGAUUGAUACUUGAAUUGUUUCUCAUUCUGGUGAGACAAAAAGUUAUGGUGACUAACUCAUUCAUUUUUAAUCAAGUGCAGCAAAUUAAAUUGAACAGAUUCAAGAACCCAGCAAAAUCUCAAUUGUUUUAAAGGGCAGAGGCGAACGAGGUCCUUCCAAUUUACUGUACACAGUCUGCUUUUGGCAACGCCUUAACGCCAGGUUGGAUAGAAAGACUAAAAUGAAACACUGAAAUUAAAGAGGUUUACCUUUACACUAUACCAUAUGGAAUGCAGUGGCUCUCAAAAGAGUACAUGCACCUGUUAAAAUUCUCUGUUUUUAUGAUGUAGUUUUCUUUUUCUUUAAUUCAAGUGAAAAAUGUUUUGGAGGAAAAGUAGAAAAUGCAAAGCUGCACAAAUCGGGCUGCAAAUGUUUCUACACUCUCAAAUGAAUACUUUGCUGAAACACCCUGUGCCACAAUUUUAAAAAUGUAAUCUUGAAUUUAGACCUCCUUCCACUUCUAGUGGAUUUUAUAAACCUGAAAUAAAGAUCCACAUAUCCAGUAAGGUUUUCCUGACCUGUGCUUAUUUGCAGGUUAGGAGCAGGGUAAUAAAACUUCAAAAGCCACCUCGUUGUAUAUACACUAUGGGCCAGGAAAGGACAUUAUAGAAAAUAUGGGACAACAGAAACAAUAUAAAAAUGUAAGUUUCUUCCGAGUUGAUAAAAAGACAAGACAGAAAUUGGUCAAGGAAGCUUAGAAGAUGCCGACAGCAACUCUGAAGAAGCUUCUGAUUUAUGCUGGUUUGAGACAGGAACACCACUGCACAUCACUAAAAGAAUACCCUACCACAGGAAGCUAUGGGGUUGACAUGCUUUGGGGUUACUUUUUUUUUCAGAUGGAUUUAGUCCAGGUGACAGAAAUUAU
This is a messenger RNA of Fundulus heteroclitus (mummichog), 2901 nucleotides long. RefSeq names its product glycosyltransferase 1 domain containing 1 (gene glt1d1). NCBI's taxonomy places the organism in Eukaryota, Metazoa, Chordata, Actinopteri, Cyprinodontiformes, Fundulidae. The coding region runs from base 471 to 1508 and encodes 345 amino acids. Gene Ontology annotation, molecular function: glycosyltransferase activity. The record is from RefSeq and is a predicted model, not a curated record. The transcript has 12 exons.